AUGGGUGCAGGUAGCAGUUCUAGAGCCAGGCCAAAGAGGAAGAAGGGUAUCAAAAAAACGGAGGUCAUCAGUUAUGAACAAAGCGUGGUGCAAUUGUCGAAAGAAGGGAGAAAGACAUAUAUGAUUGUGGAGAAAAAACGUAAAAGGCCAAUGAACACAAUUCAUGGAGCUUACUCAGCCGUCUUUGAUAACACAUAUCCUCAAUACAACUGGCUUUACAAUGGCUGGCUCGUCGAGGAGCGUCGCAUCAUGCUGUCUGGCCGACUUUACCGGUACUAUUACGAUCCAAAGGGGAAAGAGUACAAAUUCAGGUACCAAGUGGAGCAGGUUCUCACAAGCAUUGGAAAGCAUCUGGCUAUUAAGAAGCCAGUGGUCAUCGUCCUUGACGACUAA
Molecule: messenger RNA, 393 nt
Organism: Brassica napus (rape)
Lineage: Eukaryota; Viridiplantae; Streptophyta; Magnoliopsida; Brassicales; Brassicaceae
Exons: 2
Coding region: 1-393 (130 amino acids)
Source: RefSeq, a predicted model, not a curated record